This is a messenger RNA of Chelonoidis abingdonii (Abingdon island giant tortoise), 1333 nucleotides long. RefSeq lists its product as uncharacterized. Gene Ontology annotation, biological process: B cell differentiation; B cell receptor signaling pathway. The record is from RefSeq and is a predicted model, not a curated record. Lineage: Eukaryota; Metazoa; Chordata; Testudines; Testudinidae. Gene Ontology annotation, cellular component: external side of plasma membrane; B cell receptor complex.
AGGCGGGGAGCGGGGGCUGCGCGGGAGGGGGAGCCCCGGCAACAGGAUCAGAACCUGGGCCUGUCCCGACUCUCAGUCUCCUCCAUCUCCUCCAGCCUGGGUACCGCUGCUCCCAACACAGCCCCUAGCGCCGCCCUGGGGCAAUGGGCCAUCUCAGACGAUGACCACAAAACUUUCCACCGCCCCCUGGGGCUGAUGCUUCCGGAGGAUGCUGAGGCUGAGCUGAGCUGGCCCCACAGAGCCGCCCAGAAAGCGGGGACCAUGGAGCAGCUGCCAGCCCUGAGCACCGUCCUCUGCACUGUCCUCCUCAUCCCCAUCGGGGGAGCAGGUCUCAGAGUCCUUCAGAGCCCUGCUGACCUCCGAGCGUCCCCCGGUGAGACCGUGACACUCAGCUGCUCCUUCGAGAACACACAGGGCAGCAUGGCCAAAGCGACCUGGACCAGAGCACCCGGAGUCGUGCUGGAUUCUGCCCAUCCCUUCUACAGGGGGCGGCUCAGCAUGUCCCACCUGGAUCUGCUCCAGAAAGGGGAAGUCGCUCUGACCCUGUCGGAGCUGGAGCUGCGGGACUCUGGUCUCUAUCAGUGUCACAUCAGCAUCCGCAAGGGAGAGAGCGGGACGGGAGCGGGCACCGAGCUGCUGGUGACGGGGAGAAACCAGAGUGACACAGAUAAAGUCCCAGCCCCCUCAGGGAGCUGCGCCUGGGAGCUCCUGUACCAGGUCAGCAUCGCCCUGGGGCUCCUUCUCAUCCUUGGCCUGGCGGCAACCCUCCUCCUGAAGAGACACCGAGCCCCACCCCACUCGCAGCCCCGCCAGCGGCAGCCGAAGGGCCAGGGCAGCCAGGUGGCCGCGGAGAGCGAGAGCCUGCACUACGCAGAGAUUAAAAUCCAGACCCCAGGACGCAGGGACCACACGUCCAACCACUCCCAGCGGCGCUGAGUCCCUCACACCCAGAGCCAUGCAACCACGAGGGAAUUCCCCACAGGAGGAGACCCUCACAGGGUUUGCGGGACAGCAGAAGUAAAUGAUGGGCGUGAAGGUCCAUGUGAACCCCAACAAAACCCAACCAGCUCUUUCUACGGCAGGGAAUAAUCUACUAGGGCAUGGUCUUACCCUCAGGAAAUGCCUUCUCCGGUGCCUCCUGAAGUACUGUAUAUAUCACGCCCCUGUGCGUUAUUUCCCUGGCCUCUCCGGAGUGAUUGCAACGCCUCCCUAUGGAGCAUGAUCAGUGGGGGUAAUUAACACAGCAUCUGGUCCCUCUUCCUAACUGAGUUCAAAGAGAAACACUAGCCCACCUCAGCAUUGUGUGGGCGGUGGAAUCGGUCUGAAUGACCAG